This is a messenger RNA of Anguilla anguilla (European eel), 1039 nucleotides long. Its product is annotated as growth arrest and DNA damage-inducible protein GADD45 gamma-like. Gene Ontology annotation, biological process: regulation of cell cycle. The transcript has 3 exons. NCBI's taxonomy places the organism in Eukaryota, Metazoa, Chordata, Actinopteri, Anguilliformes, Anguillidae. Gene Ontology annotation, cellular component: cytoplasm; nucleus. Bases 38 to 463 code for a protein of 141 amino acids. The record is from RefSeq and is a predicted model, not a curated record.
UCUGUGAUUCUGUUAGAACACUAAGCAACUUAACAAGAUGCGUAACGCAGGCAAGGUUUUAAAGGAGGCUCUGUGGACUGCCCAUGCAGAAGACCGCCUUGUCAUCGGCGUCUACGAGUCUGCAAAAAUAAUGAACGAAGACCCUGACAGCGUGGCUUUCUGCGUGCUGGCAACUGAUGAGGAGUUUGAGUGCGACAUCGCCCUGCAGAUCCACUUCACUCUGAUCCAGGCGUUCUGUUUCGACAACGACAUCAGCAUCGUCCGCGUGAACGACAUGCAGCGGCUCUCCAACAUCGUGGGCGAAAAGUCGGUGGAACUUGAGGAUGCGCACUGCGUUCUCAUCACGCAGAACCCUGCUGAAGGUUCGUGGCAGGACCCGGCUCUGGAUAAACUGCACCUGUUCUGCGAGGAAAGUCGCAGUCUGAAUGAAUGGGUUCCGGAAAUUACUCUUCCCGAGCGCUGAACCAGGACUUUACAACUCUCUACGGAGAUUCUGUAAGCCAGAAGGAGUAAACAUUCUACGAAACGAGGAUGGGAGAAACUCCAAUCAUCCCUGGAUGUUCCUGAAGAGGAUCUCAUUCCAGGAAGCCCGGUGGCAGCAGCGAGGACUCCCCUGCAGUCACGCGGUGGUCGGCUUGUACCAGGAUGACCCAUCCUUUGUGCGGAUGUGGUCUGGUACACCACGAGAGCGAAGGGAAUCGAACUUUCUCUGGUGUUCCGAAAGGAAAAGUUGCGUUGAAGAAUGAUGUUGAUGCAGGCUGGCACGCCUUGCAGACAGAGCCGAGGAACGUUUUCCUCUCAAGGACACAUGACACGACGCGUUCUUGAGUUUAGACAAUGCUGGUAUGAAGUAUUAACAUGCUUGGCAUGAACAACAGUAAAAAGUUCACAGGUUUAUGCGUAGAAGCUUCCUGUGUCACAGGGGGCAAUGUCAGCGUCUUUAAGACGACUUUGAGGGAACUCAGAAAAUAAUACGUCUACUCUUUUAGUCUCUAUGUCUAUAUCAUAUUCAUGUUACUAAAUAAACAUGUUAUCUUUA